AUGACUACUACCGACGGUUUCGGUACCCAGAGGGUAUGUCGGCUGUCCAGCCUGGAUGCUUCUCGGGCCGACCUCUACGGCGGCCCUAAUGUAGUCCUCCCUCCCAAGCAUUUGAUGGCUUCUAGCGAUUUCCAUGAUACAACUAUCACAAUGGAAUUGGACAAGCAUCAGUCAGAUGUCGAAACAUCGUCGGACGAUGGUUCUGUGCGCGUUGCGUCCCCAGUGCCUGAGCGACACCUCACCACUGCUGAUCACUUCGCUCUGGGCUUCGACAUUGACGGCGUCCUCAUUCGAGGAGGAGAGGCAAUCCCCGAAGCGGCCGCCGCCCUCAAGUACAUCAAUGGCGACAACCCGUACGGGGUCAAAGUUCCUUACAUAUUCGUGACGAACGGCGGCGGCAAAACAGAAGAGGAAAGAUGUCUGGAUCUCAGUCGUCAGCUGGAGCUGGAUGUCUCCCCCGGCCAAUUCAUCUGUGGCCACACCCCCAUGCGAGAGAUGGCCGAAAGAUAUAACACCGUACUGGUCGUUGGUGGUGAGGGUGAAAAAUGCCGUCAUGUAGCCAAAGGCUAUGGCUUUAAGGAUGUGGUCACUCCCGGAGACAUCAUCAAGACACGACACGACACCACGCCAUUCCGCAAGCUUACCGACGAAGAAUACAAGAACUCUCGGGUCAUUGACUUUGACAAGACGAGGAUCGAAGCAAUCUUCGUGUUUGCUGACAGCCGAGACUGGGCUGGCGAUCAGCAAAUCAUCUUAGAUCUGCUCCUGUCUCAAGAUGGACGUCUUGGAACUCGAUCCGAGAAGUUUGAUGAGGGCCCGCCUGUCUUCUUCUCCCACAAUGACGUGGUAUGGUCUACUUCUCACGAGCACACUCGCCUCGGCAUGGGAGCAUUGCGGGCUUCUCUCGAAGCAUUGUACAAGGUUGUUACUGGCAAGGAGCUCUCAACCAUCUCUUUCGGCAAACCGCAGAUGGGUACAUACCAGUUUGCUACCCGACUCCUGCGGCAAUGGCGAAAAGAGAGCCAUGGCAUCAACAAGCCACCGGGCACAGUGUACUUUAUUGGAGAUACCCCUGAAUCUGAUGUCCGGGGAACAAAUGAGUUCGACAAGACCACGGACACCAAUUGGUUCUCGAUUCUUGUCAAGACCGGCGUCUACCAGGAUGGAACCGUGCCCCGCUACCAACCCAAGCAUACUUGUGCCAACGUGUUUGAGGCGGUCAAAUUUGCUAUCGACCGUGAGAUGGCCAAAGACGGCCAAAUGCCACUGACUUCCGGGGCUGAUUUGGAUUCCGGCAUCGACUCGGAUUCAGCAGCCGCACGUCACUAA
Molecule: messenger RNA, 1329 nt
Organism: Aspergillus fijiensis CBS 313.89
Lineage: Eukaryota; Fungi; Ascomycota; Eurotiomycetes; Eurotiales; Aspergillaceae
Product: phosphatidyl synthase
Exons: 2
Coding region: 1-1329 (442 amino acids)
Biological process (GO): glycerophospholipid biosynthetic process
Cellular component (GO): mitochondrion
Source: RefSeq, a predicted model, not a curated record